This is a messenger RNA of Nematostella vectensis (starlet sea anemone), 957 nucleotides long. RefSeq names its product acyl-coenzyme A thioesterase MBLAC2. Bases 1 to 957 code for a protein of 318 amino acids. The record is from RefSeq and is a predicted model, not a curated record. The transcript has a single exon. Lineage: Eukaryota; Metazoa; Cnidaria; Anthozoa; Actiniaria; Edwardsiidae.
AUGGACGCCAAUGCCAAUACGGUCGAGAUGGAAGCAGGGAUUCGCAGACCCCUAGUUGUAGGAGGUACAGAGAGACUUACCCCACGAGAACUACUGCGGUCUUUUGAACCAGCGUUUACAUUAACUCAAGUUGAAAACGGCCUGUAUCUUUGCCAAGAGAAGUUCUUUGAGUCAAACGUUCGUGCAAAUAUCUGGGUCUUACAAGGCUCGGCGCUAGAUAUAAUUAUAGAUCCUGGAAUAGGACUGUGGGAUUUACCCGGAUUUCUAUCAGCUUCUGGUGUGAUAGGUGAGAAGCCAUUCCAAGCCGUAGCCACACAUGCGCAUUUCGACCAUUGUGGUGGACUCUUUCAGUUCGACCGCUUUUCGUUGCACCAACUCGACGCAGAUACCGUCACAAACGGUGACAACUACGCGGCCGGGGUUAACUUUAUCUUAGGAACCCGCAUCAGUAAUGUGCCCAUUCCAAACUUCAACCCGCGAAAUUACGAACUUACUCCCACCCAGCCCAGCUGCAUUCUCACAGACGGGAAUAUCAUUGAUUUGGGUGACAAGAAGCUUGAGGUUCUACACAUCCCUGGCCACACACCAGGCAGCAUAGCGCUGUUUGAGCAGACGUCCGGUUUGUUGUUCACAGGAGACAUGCUCGUCAAAUACAAGUCCCGCUAUUUGGAUCUCUUACCUUUUAGUGACGUCACAAGUUAUGCGCAGUCGUGCCACAAAUUGCUCGCUAUUUCGCAGGACGUCACGCGCGUGUGCCCAGGCCACUUUGAGAUGUAUGACGGGCGCGGGCUCGAAAGUCGAGGGUUGGAGUACUUGGAGACGAAUACCAAGUGGUAUAGAUUCAAGGCGGGAUGCAUACGUGGAAUAUUCUCGAUGAUUUUACGCGGGAGAAAUACGCGACAUUGUCCAACAAAGUCCUGUUAUUACGGUUGCUGUUGCUUCUUGUGCUUCAAGUGA